AUACUUAAAUCUCUUUACCAUACUUGUCAUUGUUUAUGGAAAUACGAUAUUUCAGAGUUAUCGAUGGUUCACGAGAAUCCUAUUUGUCUUUCAAGGUCUUUUAAUACUGACCAAUACUGAUAUGACCCUUUUAAGACGAAUUCUGAGGGAACCUGUCUUCAGCAGACACUAGCAAGUCUCCCGAGGGUGUCCGCCUAAUACAUCCAGUUUGACUGUAGCUGGCUUCCUUUUGCAGUAAGAGUUUCCAGAAGUGGUUUCCAGUAUUGAAACAAUAUUCAUAUUUAAGUCAAGUGACGGCCGCUGUGUGGUGAUGAUGUGACGGCAUGCAGACUGAUCAAAUCUCAAGAUGUGACAAGCAUCAUAACGGCAUUUUUCCCACUACUGCUAAGCUUCCGUCCAAUUACAAUCUUUCUUUGUUUAUCUAAGGGCCACAGUGGAAAUUAAUGAAGCUCCAGUAAUUGUGUUUACCCUUCACUGAGUUAUUGUUAUAUAUUUACUUAACAGCAUUCUAUGUUAAGUGACGGUAUUUUGGGUUAUUUUGGCCACGUACUGACAAAAUUGCCUUUUAAAAACUGAUGAAACCUGAAAAUAAUAUAAAGUUUACUGAGAUAGAGAAACGCCGAAAAGAUAAUAAUAUACCAUUAAAAAACAAGAAUGGUUGAGGAUAGAGAAGAUUAACACGGAUAACAAACGAAGAAUUUGAAAAAUUCUUAGAUUCUCUGAACGUCUUAGACUCUGUACGUCUUACGCUCGCAUUGUUGAAAACUCUUUGAGAUCUCUGUCUUGCAAAGAAAAACCUCUAGUCGAGGUCCAACUGUAUAUGGAUUAUUGCAGGCUAUGGGCGUGAUAUCGUUUUUAUUCACGAGAUUUUAAUGCUCUAUCGCGAAUGAGCAGGUCUCUGGGGUGAGUGACUUUAAACUUAACUGCUUUAAACGUGACCAGGUUUGCGUAAUCAAUGUAUAAACGUCUGAAGUGAUUUCCAGUGUCUGAGACAUUUUAUUUGCUUCAGUCUAAUCUGCUCUCUUAAGUUGCUUUAAUUCGUAUUAACACAUCUGGAAGCGACGUGAUUGUUUUCUCCUGCCGUUUAACCCGGUCGUUUAAUUAAGCAUUUUUGCUUGAACAGGAAAAGUUUAAUUUCAGCCUGUUUUGCAUGACGUUCAUAAAAUCCUUGACCUCGUCCGUAUUGCGACAGUUUGUGACGGAAGCAGUUCCUUCUUUUUAGCUUCGAUAUCCUCAGACAUGCCUGCUGCUCACGUCCUGCUUAGAAACGUUCAUCCGAGCUGUGAUGAAAAUCUGUUUUGGUCCAAAAACAUCCAACGAAAGAAAACCCCCAGGGCUUCCCCCCAGCCCACUUUUUUUCACUUUCUCUCUUUUUGUUUGUUUGUUUUUCCCUCUUUUUAUAUGAUUAUUAUGUAAGUGCGUAUGUUUAAUCAGCAGUAUUGUGACUAAUUUUUAGUAUUUUUUCGUUGGUAGUAGUUGAAAAGUAAAAAAGCAGUCUAGCAUAAUUAAGUGCGUUGUAGAAAAAUAAAAUGCAGCAUGUAUGUAACUUAUAUGUUUAUGUAAUUUAUCUAUAAUAAAAAGGAGCAUCGUAAGUAAGCCAACUGUAAUUUAAUUAGUGUGAUUGUGAUUGUAUUGUAACUAGUGCAUGUCUAAAUAGUGUAAGUAUAAGCAGUGUAAGGAGCAAGUACAGUGUAAGUGUAAAUGUAAGUAUAAUAUUAGUACUGUAAGUAGCCGGUAAGUGUUCGUCCUGUAGAUAACUUGUAUUGAUUGUGAUGAUUGUGGGAGAAUCUAUAGAAGGUUCGCAGAAGCUUCUUCACAAAAACCAUUCAAGAACGUACAGAUUUUCAUUCCACAAAGUACAGAUUUUCACUUCGCAAAGUACAGGUUUCAUUUCGUUUCGUUGUGUUUCGUUUCGUAAAGUACCAUUUCGCAAAGUACAAUAAGCCGUCGUGAAGUGAUAUGAUGACUUGAUUGACGAAAAUAUCAAGACGUAAAACACCAUAGAGAUAACAGCGCAAAGUCAUGCACGUCGACUCAUUUUAAUUUCUCUGAAAUAAAGGUAGCCCUACUGUGGUUGACAAUCACUUGUUCUUCCGUAAUCCUUUAGCGGGUUUCAUGCAAGCGUCGCAGCGUGACGUAACGGAACAGGAAGUAAUUAAUUGACACGAGCAAUUUAAAAGCAUGUCAGCUUGCACAACUAGAGAAUUAUAUUUAUAUGCCGUCGUUGAUCACCGGCAACGCAUAUGCAUCCUUUGACUCAAAAAAUGAAGAUUCAUUUAAUAUUGACACCGCUUCUACUUCUCGUCUGCGAUGAAAUUCUCCCUUCGAUGACUGUUACACUUGCCUCGACGCGUCCCAAUUUUUACCCAUUUGGAGAGAGAGAAGGUGAUCGGCUUCUACCCAAAAAUGACGACGAAAGCUCUGGCUCGGUGUCGAUAUCGAUUCCUUUCCCUUACUUUGACCAGUAUCACAAUUCACUGUUUGUUAAUACCAAUGGCGUAAUUUCUUUUCUGGUGCAAGUUUCACAAUACACACCAGAUACAUUUCCUCUCGACGGUAAUCGUCGACUGGUGGCGCCAUUUUGGGCUGACGUUGAUACUCGGAAGGGAGGAGAUGUGUUCUACAGAGAGACCACGGAUCCAAACCUCCUCCAGCAAGCCACUAACCACGUUACUGCUACUUAUGUGGGUCAUCAAAACUUUAGAGCCACUUGGUUAUUUAUUGCCACAUGGAACGAAGUGGCUUUCUUUGGAGCUGAUAACAGUAAUCGUUUUAAGAGAAACACAUUCCAGACAAUCCUGAUUACAAACGGAAGACAUUCUUUUGUCAUCUUUAAUUACGGUAAAAUCACGUGGACUACUGGGACGGCUAGCGGAGGAAACGACGCAGGUCUCGGAGGUACCCCGGCGCAGGCAGGGUUUAAUGCCGGGGACGGUAUAAGAUAUUUCAACAUUCCUGGAUCUGCAACCGACCAAGUUAUGUUCAUAAGUAGCAAGUCUAAUGUUGGGAAGCCAGGUCGGUGGAUGUUUCGUAUUGACAGCGCAAAGAUCGAAGCUGGUGGCUGCAACACAAAAGGAUCGCUCGUGGUUUCACCGCGUUCAGGAAUUAUGCUUGGUGGCGACAACCUUAUCAUAUCUGGACCUUGUUACAAACCAACUGAUCAUAUCGUUUGUAAAUUUCCUGGUGGAAAAGUAAGCAACGGAAGUUAUGCAAGCAACAUCCGGGCAUCAUGUACUGUGCCCAUGCUUUUUGUUACUGGCAAGUUGGAAAUGAAAAUGUCCCUCAACGGAGGAAGACGUUUCGAUUUUAAAGGAAGUUUUACAGCAGUUAAUAUCAACAGGAUUAGGCCUCGUGUUACUCGACUGGCGCCAGCAACGUGGAAGGAGACUGUUCCUGUCAGGGUCACGUGGAACCCAGACCACCUCGGAAGCGAAAACCAGACUGUAGCCAUUGAAUUGGUGCGUUUCUCCAUGAAACGUGGCCGCGUGUAUUUUCACAGCAUGUUUUCUUUGAUAGCCGAACAACAGAAUACUGGAGAAGCUGGAGUCAGCGUGCCAAAAGGGCACGGACAAGGAGCUGUUGUUGGACACAGACGUUACGUUACACUGGUUCUAGUGAAAAAGACUGGCGAAAGACGCGAUAAUUCUCCGGCCGAGUGGAUUUGGAGCGAUCUGUUUUCCUGGCUAAGCUAUGAGUGGGGUGCCCAGAGAUGCAAGCACUGGUAUAAAAGACAACCCAAUCCAAAGAUAUAUACAGAUGAUGCUUCCCUUCUCCCUUGUCCACAAACGUUUCUUCAAGCUAUGGCAGACGGUGGGAGAUUCACGAUCGAUGAAUAUUGCAAUCCAAAAGUUGAGGACCGUUGUGUUAUUUAUCAUUUUGGGGCCAAGCACUGCUUCAGGACAAUCACUCCCAGUAACCAAGGUGCAGGACAACAAUGCUGCUACAACGAGCAGGGAAACUUAAUGGUCGGUCCCCAAAAUGGAGGAUCCUUGGAUCGAGUCCAUAUCGAGGCAGGAGUACCCGCUUUAUCUCAUUUCUUUCACGAUCUUGUGCCUUAUUUGGAUUGUUGUCUGCUGUCUGACAACUGCGCAAAAUACUUUGAAAAAAGACCCUCAGAUGACGGCUCCAAUUACGAACCUCCAAGACCAGCCACAGGUUUUGGCGAUCCGCAUAUGAUUACACUUGAUGGAGUGGAAUAUACCUUUAACGGUUACGGCGAGUAUGAAAUCCUCAAGGUAGCGGGCCCUGACUUUAAGCUGCAAGGACGAAUGCAGCCUUUGAUUAAUGAUGAUGACAGCAAAACUCGUGCCACAGUUUACAAAGCGUUUGCCAUGAAGGAAAAUGCCUCAGAUGUUGUACAGGUCCAUAUCAACGGUCGCAACGAAAUAGAGGUCUUGGUGAAUGGAGAUCGGAUGGAAUUUAAUGAGGAGUUGAUGAUGGAUUUUGACGGCGUCAUCAUUUUAAAAUACAACAAUACAUCGAAGUACUCCGCCAUUUUCAGCUCGGGGAUAUCAGUCACUGUUGAGAAGGCCGAAGACAUUUUACAAAUGAUGCUUUUGGUACCACCAAAGUUUCAGGGAAACACAAGUGGCCUUCUGGGUUUUUGGGACGGAGACCAAGAAAAGGAAUUCCUGCUUCCCAACGGAACUUUCCUGGAGACGACUUCUAGCCUGACCAGAAUUCACUUCGAGUUUGGGAGGCUGUGGGCUACAACUGCAAAUAACUCGUUAUUCACUUACGAUGAAGGCAAAAGUCACUCAUCUUAUUUCGAUGCUGGAUAUGUCCCGAUAUUUUUGGAUCAGGAUGACGUCGCGUUUGAUAACGCAACCCUCGGCCAGCAGGCUCGUGAGGUGUGUGGAGAUAACAAGCAAUGUCUGUUCGAUAUCCACACCACUGGGAAAGUCAGCAUUGGAAUGGCGUCUAAGCAAGCGGUGGAAUCAUUUGUUGCAAUUAUCAAUGAAACGGAGACACCAGGAUGCAGUCCAUUGGACAACACAGUUGGUAAUGGCACGGCACUAAGAAAUGAUACUAAAGAUGGCGGAAUCAUCUAUGAAUUUCAAUGUAACCCAGGCUUCCUGCUGAACGGCUCGUCUGUCAUAUCUUGUUUACACGGCCAGUGGAAUGGCUCAAAACCGAGCUGCAAUUACAAAGGUGAACAAAUACGUUGUUUAUUGAAUUUUAAUUGCUCUGUGAGUUUUUCCACGACUUUUGAGUGCCACAGGUUUUCCAGUUGCAAUACUGUUUUCUGCUAGGAGUACAUCUGCUUAUGCAAUGUCGCGCUACAAAGCACGGGUAUUAGAAACUCGAAAGUACAUUUUGAUUGAUACAUUUUGAUUGAUUUUCUUUUUUUCUUUCUUUCUUUCUUUCUUUUUUUUUUUU
Molecule: messenger RNA, 5379 nt
Organism: Orbicella faveolata
Lineage: Eukaryota; Metazoa; Cnidaria; Anthozoa; Scleractinia; Merulinidae
Product: sushi domain-containing protein 2-like
Biological process (GO): cell-matrix adhesion
Source: RefSeq, a predicted model, not a curated record